UCGUUUUUUUAUACAAGCUUUGAACGUCACAUCACUAGUAAAACCUGUUGACUCACACGCGCCCUAAAGGGCGUGUAGGGUGUGGCAGGCUCGUGUUUUGAAUCCUGAUUUUAAGUACAGGCUGAACUGCUGAGGAGCGAUUGGAUCACUCAAACGGCAAGAUGACUUCAUACUUGUGGAUUGUACUUCUGGCAAGUCUUGUGGCAACAAAAGCGCAAGAUUUGGACCUCUUUGAUGCUCUUGAUGAUGAUAAGCCAUCUACAAAACCACCAGUGAAACCUGUCCCACCAAAAAACUCAAAUACAGAUCCAAAGAACCCAUCUGGAGAUCCAAAAAAAACAUCUGAAGAUGGCUUUGAUUUAUCUGAUGCAUUGGGUCCAGACACUGAACCUAAAAAACCUGUGGUGAAACCACCCCAGGACAGUGGAACUGGUGGUAAAAAUUUGGAUGACAAAGACCUGUUUGAUGUGAAUAAUGGUGACUACAAGCCAGAUGGAGGCCGAAGUGGAGGGCGUGGAUCAGACCCUGGUUAUGAAGGUGGUGCCUCUGACCAACCUCAAGAGGGAGGCGGAGCCCUUGCUGCCAUCAUCAGCUCUGUGGGCGUUGCUCUUCUUGGUGCUGCCUCAAGUUACUUUGCAUAUCAGAAGAAGAAACUAUGUUUUAAAGUACAAGGCGGACAAGACCCAGAGAGUGGCAAAAACCCACAUGGUGGUGCUUCUGAUAAUCCCGCUCUUUCCAACCUGCUCAGUUCAUCCUAAUUUGGAGUCAGAUAUGCCAAAUGAAAAAAAAAUAUGCAUAAUGAACAGCUAUGAAGAGUCUUACUCUAUGGGAAAACAACAGUAUGUCAAAAGCUGUUUAACUUUAGUGUGUUCACAAUCCUUGUGUUUAUGUGUGGGUGUUUUUUUUUUUUGGUAAUAACUGUAUCUUACUUUGAUGUAUUUUUGUUUUCAUGAGUUGCUGUUAUUUUAAAAAAAAUAAAGUUGAAUUAGCUUAAAGUCGCAAUGAAAUUGAAAUGAAAAACUAUAUAUAUUUUUUUAAUAUUGUGGUAUUAUUAACAAAUGACUUAUCUGUGAGCUUCAUUAUUUUUUAAAAAUUCGAUUGUGCUCAUAAUCUUUAAUCAAAAAUGCAAAUCUCCUCCCCUCCUCAAAACGAUCUCAUUUCACUUCCGGUCAAAAGUAUGGCAGGUGGGCGGGGUCCGGGAGAAGAUCGCAGAGAUUAGCAAUUAGCAACACGACCCAACUUCAAACGAUCCAAUCAGAUCUCGAUGGACAAAUUCAAAUCCAGCCCUGCCUUAUUUCAUCUCAAAAGCCGUUUCAUUCGGAUAUACGUCACCACGGGGGGAAAUAAGGCAAUCGCUACUUCCGUUUCAUGGCAAUUUUAAAUUAUUUCAACUUUGUUUUUAUAAUUUAUAGCAACACUUUACUACUCAAGAAAGUUUAAGUUAAUUGCAACAAUGAAAUUUUACAGUGGAACCAUGGAAGCAACACCAGCUCUUUUUUUGUCUUUGUUCAUUAGGCAUGUUAUAUAAAAAUGCUUUUACUAGGAAUUAGAUUAUAGCACAUGUUUGUAAAAAACAUGUCCCGGGUAGACAAAAGUACAUGGUAGGUUUGAAAAACACUGGCUAGAAUGUGAUUUUGUUUUAAAAAUGUUGCCUAAAGCACAAUGCCAUGAUUUUAAAAUGAAAACCAUUUUGUUAUUGUAAAUACUGGUAGAGUAAGAACUGAUCAUUUUUCAAGCGGUUAAUAUACUGUUAAAUUGCAUUCAGUGCAUUUAGCAUAGAUUGUUACUGGUUUAAAUUUCAGUGUACGAUUCACUAAAGUGAACCCCUAAAUACAAACUCACAACCUUUUUUUUGUUUAGUUUUGUUUUUUUGUUUAAAUUGUUUAAAUAUUUUAAUUUUCCACGAAAUAAAGCAAUUGUCCAUCCCUGAA
Molecule: messenger RNA, 1931 nt
Organism: Misgurnus anguillicaudatus (oriental weatherfish)
Lineage: Eukaryota; Metazoa; Chordata; Actinopteri; Cypriniformes; Cobitidae
Source: RefSeq, a predicted model, not a curated record